AUGAUUCAGAAUUUAUUGGUUGACGGUCGUGCUCGGGUCUUGGAAACGCUCCAAAGGGGUUACGCGCCCAGCCAUUUCUCUCACAACCUGGAGCUGAUCUUCGUCAAAGACAGCAGAAGCUCGGCUUCGGCCUCAAUGAAGACCAAGAUUGCCAGCACUCGCGAAAGAUCUGCUCGUAUACGAACUCUGGAUCCACGCACACUCAUUUGGUGGGCUACGGCAUUUCCGAUGAGGCAUUGGUCAGGAGGGAGGAAAAUUAGCAGCUCCACCUUCGAUGGCUUGAUCAGAUAUGCCCCUAGAUGUGCGGCUCAGGCAGCAUCGUUGCUUCCAGCGGUGGCUGCUGAUUUGGAUCGGUUGCGGCAAAAGCAUGCCAAGUGUACCAUGCUUCAAAUCUUCUUGGGUGCACUCUCACAAGAAGGGCGAUAUGUCAACUUCAGCGGAGCUCGAUAUGAGUCUCUCCAGAGACUUCCUGAUCUUCUUCUCUGUGGUAUGGAAAGCUCACGGAAGUACCAAGAAGAAAAACAGAAGACUGCGCCGCUAUCCACUGCGCUCAAGAUCUUCGUACCCACAAAUCCUAACCAAGACGAUGCGUAUUUGUUACUCCCUGUCGGAGUUGGCCAAGUAUGGUCUAUUUUGCACGAACUUGGGGUGGUAGAGUAG
Messenger RNA from Trichoderma harzianum CBS 226.95, 660 nucleotides. RefSeq lists its product as hypothetical. Lineage: Eukaryota; Fungi; Ascomycota; Sordariomycetes; Hypocreales; Hypocreaceae. The record is from RefSeq and is a predicted model, not a curated record. The transcript has 2 exons. Bases 1 to 660 code for a protein of 219 amino acids.